Molecule: messenger RNA, 1858 nt
Organism: Lagenorhynchus albirostris (white-beaked dolphin)
Lineage: Eukaryota; Metazoa; Chordata; Mammalia; Artiodactyla; Delphinidae
Gene: MMAB
Product: metabolism of cobalamin associated B
Exons: 10
Coding region: 36-761 (241 amino acids)
Molecular function (GO): corrinoid adenosyltransferase activity
Source: RefSeq, a predicted model, not a curated record
CUGGCAGGGUCAGUCCCCUACCAGAUCCUUGGACCAUGGCUGUGUGGGGCCUGGGAGGUCGCCUUGGCUUGCGCGGGUGCCUCGGCGCCCGCAAGCUAUUGUGUCCCCGUUUCCAGAGCCGCGGCCCCCAGGGCGUGGAAGACGGGGACAGACCAAGGCCUUCCUCGAAGACACCCAAGCUCCCCAAGAUCUACACCAAAACAGGAGACAAAGGGUUUUCCAGCACCUUCACCGGAGAAAGGAGACCGAAAGAUGACCAGGUGUUUGAAGCCGUGGGAACUACAGAUGAAUUAAGUUCAGCCAUUGGGUUUGCUAUGGAAUUAAUUGCAGAAAAGGGCCACCCGUUUGUGGAAGAGCUUCAGAAAAUCCAAUGCUCCCUGCAGGACGUCGGCUCUGCACUGGCAACACCGCGCUCCUCAGCCAGGGAGGCUCACUUAAAACAUGCCACGUUCGAGGCAGGGCCCAUCCUGGAGCUGGAGCAGUGGAUCGACAGAUACUCCAGCCAGCUGCCCCCGCUCACGGCUUUCAUCCUGCCUUCCGGAGGCAAGAGCAGCUCCGCACUGCAUUUCUGUCGGGCCGUGUGCCGCCGAGCUGAGAGACGCGUGGUGCCUCUUGUCCAGUCCGGUGAGACGGAUGCAGACGUGGCCAAGUUCUUAAACAGACUCAGUGACUAUCUCUUCACGUUAGCCAGAUACACAGCCAUGAAGGAGGGGAAUCCAGAAAAAAUAUACAAGAAAAAUGACUUGUCGGUCCAUGCCUGAGGCGCUUGGAAAUAAUGGAAAAACGGAGCUUUGCAGACUCCUCCACAGUGACAACGGGAAAGGAAGACUUUGCCCUCGUGUCCUGAUUCCUGAAGAUCUCACCCAGAGGGGCCAGAAGCUGGUCUUUUGUCCAGACUCCGCUUCCUUUCAGGGCCCCCCACUUCCUUCAGGAGCUGAGGCCGGUGGAGAAUUCUAGCCCCCUCCCCUGGGCUCUCCUCAGCCUUCCAAAAAAGAAUAAAAGUGGGAAAGGCUUGAGGGUGUGUGUGUGGGGUGUGUGUGUGUGGGUGUGUGUGUGUGUGAGAGAGAGAGAGAGACAGAUGCCCUCCACUGGCAGCUCAUUUGGAAUGGUACCAGAGGCCCUUGGAAAUGUAAUUGUGAUUUACCUCUGCCAAAGGGGCUUUAAAAUGUCACAUUUAUAAAGAGUAAGGCAGACAGGAUUUGGAGUUUAGUCACCUCUGAGCCACUCAUCAAGGGGGAAGGACGGCUGCAGACUGACAGGCGAGGCCUCGGAAACACUUGGACUGAAGUGCAUGUGUGGCGAGGGUGCAGCCCGGAGAAUCUUCUCUAAAGGGGAGCCUUCCUCCAUCAAGGGACGGACAUCCCCGGGAGAGGAACACCACCACUUUAAUGAGGGCAUGUCCUGCCCGGGCAGGUGGCAUCCAGGGUCAGAGGUGAACUGCGUUCAGCUUCAGACUAUAAGCUCUUAUGUUUCCAGCGAGGCUGACGCAGACCAGACCUACUUCUCUGACGUUGCACUUGGCUGGUUUAUGCCUCUGAGAUCUGGGCCACAGCUGUAUUUUAUUUCAGUUGUCACUGCUGCUCCCUCCCGCUAGGAAGUGACCCUGCCAGUGCCAGCUGUGUCCUUGGGAAGGGGGAUAUUUAUGAAGGGCGAGGAGGCAGCCCUGAGAACCUGAAGACUCCACACCACUAACUGCAGGAAACAACUUGGGAAGGGCAGGCUCUCACUAACUGUCAGGGCAGAAACGCCCAGUGAACUCCAUCCAGCCAUCAUUUAUUAGCCUGAAGCUCGGAAGUCUGGUCCCUCCAGCCAUCCUUGCCAGCAGUUAGGAAACAUUAAAAUGAUGAGUUUUGUGCUA